Messenger RNA from Lycium ferocissimum, 768 nucleotides. RefSeq names its product cytochrome c oxidase subunit 6b-2. The record is from RefSeq and is a predicted model, not a curated record. Gene Ontology annotation, cellular component: mitochondrion; respiratory chain complex IV. The transcript has 4 exons. NCBI's taxonomy places the organism in Eukaryota, Viridiplantae, Streptophyta, Magnoliopsida, Solanales, Solanaceae. Bases 259 to 534 code for a protein of 91 amino acids.
GGAAAAUGAUUUUAGAAGUGGGGUUAAUUUUGCAUCAGCUGGAUCAGGAAAUGAUAAUUUAACAAAUUCAAUUUUUGGAGUAAUUCCACUGAGGAAACAAUUAGAAUAUUUUAAAGAGUAUUUGGAGAAUUUGAAAGUUUUUUUGGAGAAAAAGAGGCUGAAAAUUUUGUGAAAGGUGCUUUGGUAUUUGUUAGUGCAGGGAGUAAUGAUUUUAUUUUAAAUUUCUAUGACAUUCCAAUAAGAAGGGUUGAGUUUAACAUGAGGGAAUAUCAAGAUUUUAUUCUAGACAAGCUACAAUAUAUUGUCAAGAUUGAACUUAAGACUGCCCCAGCUGAUUUCCGGUUCCCAACAACCAAUCAAACAAGGCACUGUUUCACACGCUACGUUGAGUUUCAUAGGUGUGUUGCUGCAAAGGGUGAUGAGGCUGUUGACUGCGAUAAAUUCGCAAAAUACUACCGUGCACUUUGCCCUGGUGAAUGGGUCGAGAGGUGGAACGAGCAGAGGGAGAACGGGACUUUCCCAGGCCCUCUUUAAUUAAAACAUCGGAUCACAGCAUCCUUUUGGUUCAUGCAAUAUUGGUUUCCAUUUAAUGUUCUUUUUUUGAAAGGGUAACCUGGUUUAAUUUUCUUUUGAAUUGUCAAAGGAGUCAAUAAGGAACUUCUUCCUAAUUGUUGCUGAAAAGCCUUGAGCUUUAUACAGUUUCUCAGUUUUUAUUUCUUGGAUGUUUGUUCUUAUUCAAAUGUUCAAAGACAUGGUUUUCUCUGCUUC